Messenger RNA from Maylandia zebra (zebra mbuna), 2759 nucleotides. It is a transcript of the gene tcf25, whose product is annotated as TCF25 ribosome quality control complex subunit. Lineage: Eukaryota; Metazoa; Chordata; Actinopteri; Cichliformes; Cichlidae. Gene Ontology annotation, cellular component: RQC complex. The record is from RefSeq and is a predicted model, not a curated record. Gene Ontology annotation, molecular function: protein binding.
AGCGCAGAAACAUUUCGAUGAAGAAGAAAAGGAACCCAAUGGAAUUCGUCCUCAGUUUAUUAGUCUGCUGUGUCUGUCUGCUAGCAAAACAACAGUUUUAGUCGUUAAUAUUCAAGUGUAUGUACCUCAUGAGUAUCAGAGAAUGUCUACCCGGGCUCUUCGAAGGCUUAAAGGGAAACAGCGAGGCCAGGAGGCGUUAGACUUGGGGGAUCUAACUUUGGGUGACACCCCGGAGGAGCAGGCUGAGGCUGAAGAGGAGCAGUUGGACACGGCUAACGUUUCUCCUUCCAACAAGAAAAGUGACGGCCGAAAGGCAAAGAAAAGCAAGGCUCAGAAAAAUUUCAGCAACAUUUACGAGUUGAUCGGUAGUACAGACAUCGAAGGAGAAAAAAUUUCAGCUGAUGAAGAGGCAGAGAAACCAAACAGAAACAAAACAAGCGACCCAGCAAAGAAUGACAAUAGAGACACCGAUAAACUGGAUCAAAAGCACGAGGAAGAGUCAGCCAAGCCCCCUGGAGACAGAGUUAAAAAGAAGAAGAAGAAGAAAAAGACAAAAGUGACAUCAGAAGAUGGACAGGAGGCUGCAGCAGAUGAUAACAUUGAUUUAUUGCUGGAAAACUUGGAGCAGUCUAACGGUCUGAAUUUGCAAAAUGACGAUUCUGGAGUGUCAGACAGAAGACCUGUGCUACAUGUGGAGCACAGGAAUCUCAACUCUGAGACGGAGCUGAAGAGAUAUUUUGGGGCUCGAGCUGUUCUAGGGGAUCAAAGGCCUCGACAGAGAAACAGACAGUUUCACCGUAGCACUUGGAUGACCAGUCCAAAGGACAGCUGGCCUCGCUUCAGCCGCCCAGGAAUCUCAAUGACCUUACUGGAGACAAAGGACGGCGUUCAUUACUUCACGUUUGAGCACAGUCGGGAAUACCAACAAGUGCAGUUCAAGUUCCUGGAUGCCGUGGAGUCCAUGGACCCCAACAACAUUGUGGCCCUGCUUCAGCUUAACCCCUACCACAUCGAUUCCUUGCUGCAACUUUCUGAUGUCUGUCGCAUACAAGAAGACCAGGAGAUGGCUAGGGACCUUAUUGAGCGAGCUUUGUAUAGCUUUGAGUGUGCUUUUCAUCCUUUAUUCAGUCUGACGUCGGGCACCAGCAGACUGGAUUAUCUGAGACCAGAAAACAGAGCAUUUUAUCUGGCUCUGUAUAAGCACAUGAUGUUCCUGGAGAAGAGAGGAUGCCCAAGGACAGCUUUGGAGUACUGCAAACUUAUCCUGAGUUUGGACCCGGACUCUGACCCUCUUUGCAUGCUGCUGCUCAUUGAUUUCUUGGCACUUCGAUCCAGAGAGUACCAAUCCGUCCUUCAGUUAUAUCAGGACUGGGAGGAGCACAGAAAUCUGUCUCAGCUGCCAAACUUUGCAUUCUCCACUGCCCUUUGUCAUUUUCAUCUAAGUCAGCAGGAAAAUAUGGACCCUGAAGAAAGUCACAAACAAAGGCACAAAGCCGACCAGCUGCUGCAGAUUGCCCUCAUCAUGUUCCCUGCAGUCUUGAUGCCUUUACUGGAUCUGUGUACUGUGCAGCCAGAUGCCGCAGUCACCUCCCAUAGCUUCUUUGGUCCAAAUAGUCAGAUAAGGCAGCUGCCAGCUCUGGCUGAACUGACAGGUCUGUAUGUGGGGAGAACUUGCACUCUGUGGAGGGAGGCUGCAGUAAUGCUUUGGCUGGAAGAGAUGGUGAAAGAAGUGCUGCGACGAGUUGAUGCCAAAGACCCUGUAGUGGAGGACUGCCAAAACAAGAGAAAGCAGAGGUACCAAAGUGCACCAAGGAACAUCCAUCGCCAUGUCCUACUCUCUGAGAUCAAAGAAGCCACCUCAACUCUGCCUCUGGAGGUGACCACUCAGCCUGUGAUGGGGUUUGAUCCUUUGCCUCCACUCGACUCAGUGAUAUCAUAUACACGACCAGAAAGGCCGCGUGUUGGUGCAUCCAAUGAGAGUACACUCUCACUGUUUUUCCGGUCAUUGCUGCCAAACUUUAACAUUCAGGAUCCACCGAGGCAGGAAGAUGACAUGGAAGUGGCUCGAGCUGGUCAGGAGCUGAACCAGGAAGUAAAUCGCCUAAUGGUGGCAAUGAGGGACAUGCUGGCAAAUAUCCGGUUUCAGGAGCCACCAAGAGAGGACAACCCCUACAGAGAUGAUGAUGAAUGGGACUGAAAGAGGAGAUAGAGGUGGACUAAGUGAUGGAUGAAGAGGAAUAAAACUGAAAAAAAAAGCGAUGUUAAUAAUUACAAGGAAAAUAAGUUGGACAGCUGGAUAUUAUUUUGUUGUCAUAAUUUCAGAAUAUUAGGCUGAUUUUAAAAAACAAACACAAAUACUACUGGGGUAAUGUAGAUGGAUGUGAACCUGGCACACUUUGUUCCAAGCUCAGAAAGCAGAUUGUUAGUUGGACCUGUCGUGUUGCCAAGGUUAAGUGUAUUAUUUAUAAUUAUUAGUUCCAUAAUCAGUUUCCAAGCAUUGUCAGUUCAGCAGCACUAACGGAUAAUAAGUCCUGCUUUUCUUCCUCUGGUUUCUGGCUUUCUGAGAGUUUUUCAUUUUCUCUCAUAAACACCUGCAGUGGAAGCUUUACGAAGCUAGAGUGAGAUUCAUGUAGUCUCAUUCUGAGUGCAAGUUCUAAAGCAAACUGCUGCUUAUCUGCACCUUAAUACAUAUACACAGAAUCAUAAAAUUUUUAUUCUCAUUGAUUUGAUCACUCCCAAUAAAAACAAACUGAAAAAUC